AUAUUUACUUCCGGGUUAGCAUUACAGCACCUGACUGAUAGUGUUUUUGAGUAAUUAGUGUAUAACUUUGUCGUGCAUAUAUACAUUACAUCCAUUGCUUAUAAAUAAAGAUAUUAAAAGAUAAACAGAACUCAAUAUAGUUUAAGAAUCAAUACACAUGGGGCUUUAGAUUUAUAAAUUUAAAAAUUUCAAUGUCAAUAUCAAGUCCCCAAGCUUCUGUGACUGGUGGGGCGACGCCCACUAAUCACACUGCUGACUGGGAGUUCGAUCGUUUUGAUGAUGGCUCGCGCAGUAAGUCGAAUCCUUUUAUAAAACUUUAAUGAUUCAUAUCUAAUUCCUACGCAAUUCUUAAAUUAUAAUGAAUGUUAUAUUCAAUGAACAAGGAAAAAAAACCAACACAAAAUAGUCUACUAAUAAUAAUACUAAUAAUCAAAGUGGCUAUUUGGACCUGGACCUGGGUAUCACUUCUUGAUGUAGUAAACUAAGUCUAUUCAUUAUGGAUAACGACAAUUGUUACAUUUGUAAAAUAAAACCAUUAUCAUUGUUAAAGAUUUUUGCUUAUGAUAAUAAUAUACAAUGACCUAAAGUGCUGAAGAAACCACUAAAAUUUGGGAGCUACAUUAAAAAAUGUUGAGAAACACUGAUUAUAAAUUAUAAUACUGAGGGAAACUAGUUUUUAUUUUUAAAUAGUAAAAAUAUUAUUGUUGGGUUUUUAAGACAAAAUUCGGUAUCAAAUGAAUGAUAAUUGAAUGGACUAUACGUUUGUAAACUUACUUCUUCUGUUUAACUAAAAUAAACUACCACAAAUGAAAUCCGAAUAACAUUUAGUCUAAAGUAAGGGACCCGGGUGAUGAUGAGUGGAAAGUACAGACAAAUAGGGAUGCAAAAUUUACGGAAAAGGGGUCAAAAAUACAAACUGUCCGUACUAAAUACGAUCUGGUGAUCCUAGCUACUUUAGUGGCCCCUGCUCUGGUGACCUGAUCUAGUAGCACCUUUUUCUGAUGGCACUCUGCUUUUGUAUAUACUGGUAUAAACGUUAUGUUAUGAAAUUGAAUUGAGAGCACUCUGUCAAAUUCAUUGUCAGCCCACUUUGAGGGUGUCACUGUCACCCAUUUCGGUUGGCACAUCACUCCCCCCAGUAGCCAUAACAAUAGGCCUAUUAUAAAAGGCAUAGGCCCAUAUUCAUUGUAAUUGCCAAUACUUAUAAGUUAUAUGUGAAAUGCAAACUUAAACUUAAAUUAUUAAGUUUAAGUAGGAUAUAUAAUUAUAUUAAAUAGGGUCUGAUAUAUAUUUAUUAUAUUUAAAACUUUUCACAGACUUAUGUCCUUAUCACAGACUUAGGAAAAUUCCUCAAUUUUUCUAGUACUAGUAUUAUUGACAAUUGAGUAAAUAUUUCAGAAAUUGUUGGCGAGUUACAGCUAAAAAAGUAUGGAAAUUUUCUUGAAGAGUAUGCCACACAAUUGAAAGAAAUUGAAGAUGUUCUGGAUGAAAGCAUUGGGGAUGCUUGGGAUAUGUCACUGGACCCUAUUUCAAUGCAGGUGCGUGUACAGUGAAAUCUACAACACAUUGAGCUACUUCAGUCAUUCUAAUUUAACUAUUUAAUAAGGAAAUAUAAUUGGUCUAAUGGAGUAUCACUUAUAAUGCUUAUAUUAACAUGUAUUCAAAGAUUUGCCGAUGUUGUAUUUGUUACAGCUUUUCAAUAAUUUAAUGAGAUUUUAAAAAAUAAUUAAAUUCUUCCUAACCUACUAUCUGUUUCUGUUAAAAUAGAUUCUAAUGGUUAUUAUGAGACAUUCUGGAUACUGGGUUAUUUUAAGAGUUGCACAUAAUAAUUAAUUUUUAAAAAAACAACUAAUUUUUUAUUAAUACUGUCAUUUUGUUAUCAAUAGUGGUCCAAGCUAAAAAUAAAUUACAGUUAUGGCCUCUGGGAUGAUUACACCACUGUUUUCCUGGAUAUAUUUGCAGCAUAUUUGAUAAAAACACAGGGAAUGUAAACAUUCUGAUGAAACUUAACUAUUAUAAAACAAGACAAUUUGAACAUAAGAUUUUGGAAAUAUUUCUUUUUCUCCAGAUUGUACCUUAUGAACAAACAACUUUGCUUCAGCUGAUUCACACUGACAAUAGGAUCUUGAACAAAGUUUUAACAGUUUUGGCUGCACUAUGUGCGGAAAUUGAUGCACUCAAACACGAGGCAACAACAAAGUUCUAUAAUGCCCUUCUUCUAUAUGGAGAAGGAGGUAUACUUUAAAUCUGAUUGUAUAUUUCACUUCCUUAAUCUACAGGAAUUAUAGAAGUAUAUUUCGCUUUCUUAAUCUAAUUAUAGAAAGAGGUUGGGGGGGGGGGAUUAAUUCCAGUUUAAGCAUUUUAUGGUUGUGUUUAAGUUAACUAAUCAGGUUUUAAUCUAUCCCACACUGGCGUUCCUUGUUAUUUGUUUUGUCAACACUCUGCCAACAAAAAGUUAAGUAGUAAAAGGUUCUGAAAAUAAACUACUGGGUAUCCUCACUUCCGAAAUAUUUCAGCAAUAUUAUUAUAAGUAAAUUAAGUAAGUCAUGCGUACAACAUCAUUGAGACUGGGUGGGUGGAUUUUGUGUGUGUGCGCGCGUGGGGUGGGGGGGAAAUGAUGGUAUAAUAUUAACAACAUUUCACGUUUACUUUUUUUAUGUUGUCAUUAGAGCAUCUUACAAAGCUCUUCUGAUGCAAUAAAGCAACAUUUUUGCAUUAAGUGCUAUCUUUAAUUUCAUUCAUACUAUGCAAUUUUAAAACUAAUUUAUAAAUAAAAAUACAGGUACAAAAUCCAAAUAUAAUAAGAUACCCAGUAUUUCUGAAUAUCUUAUACAUUUAAUGUAAUUAAAUAAACAAUUAUUUCAAUAAUGAAAGUGAAUAUAAUUCAUAUUUUUAUUUUAACUUUUAAAGCUUUUAAAAGUUUUUCCCUAUAAAAAAAAUUAAUCUGUAUUAAUUAAAUACCAUCAGAAGUUGUACAUUUUUAUUUAAACAAAUAAUUCAGUAUUUCAUACCACAGAACCAGAUGAAGGACUUGAGGAAGGGGAGGCUCAGAUACAGAUUGGACGCUUAUUUCCACUUCUUCAGGUACAUGUACCCACUGCCUAAUCUAAUGGAAGGGAAGAAAAUUGUAAAUGCACACUUGUUUCUACCAUGGCAUAUUAUUACUCUGUGAGAACUUGCAAAUAUUCAAUGAAAUAUUUUAAUUUAUUAAAUUUUUUUCAUUUCAGUAAUUUCAACUUACACUAUAAAGUCUAAUAAAUUAUUUCAUUAUUUAAUUUAAUGGUAUUUGUUUUCAGGAGCUCUCCUGCUUUGUGUCCAGAUGUUAUGAGGUUGUUAAAACUGUUAUGAAACAGUUAUCAUGUCUCUAUACAAACAAGUAGGUUCUUGGCUAACCUUGAAGCUUAUUUUAAGUAAAUAAAGUUCUGAAACCAUAUACAGUAUUUUAUUAAGGUUAACUUUUCAUUCAUUUUUUUCCAUAUUUUAGUAUCUAUAUCUUUUGUCAUCAAUGAUUUUAUUUAUUCUGUUUUUUUCUUUACUGCAGAACAACUGGUCCUAAAAUGAUUGAUGUCACAGAAGUACAUUUUCAAGUAAUAAUAUUUAUUUUUGGAUCAAGUUCUCUGUUUCUAGGAUUAGAAUAUUAGAGAAUUUUGUCAAAGCCUAUUAUUCUGAGUAAAUAUAUGCACAUGGAAAGUAUGGUUAUAUUAAGUUAAUCAUUAAAUAACUCCUGGCAGCAGUGCCACUUUCCUACAUAUUUUUAUAUUCCUGAACAAAGGGAAUUAACUCCAUUUUGCCCGUAACAACAUUUUAAAAAUAUUUGUUUAGAUGUUAUAAAUAUGUUAAUUAAUAUUGAUGAAGGAUAUAUGCAUCCCAAAAUGAAUUAUGUUGAAUAAAAAUAUAACAUGAAUGGUGAACAAACAAUGAGCAAUGACCAAAAAAUAAUUUUUUUGGGCUAAGAUGAACAUGUCCUAGCUAAAGAUGCACCGACUAAAGCACAUAUAUAGAUUGACAUUGAAUCUAUAAAAAAAAGUUUUAUAAAAUUGAAAUCAAACAGAAUCAAACCAUCCAUGGAAGGUUUGAGGGACACGAGAUUGUGUUAAUAUUUUAAAAUAAAAAAUGAGAGAGGUGUGUUACUACACGCUGUGACACAUUUUGACUUAACCCUCGGAACCCCCCCAAGCACACAUUAGUAGUCCCAUCCAUCAGGAAUGUAUUUAAAUCAGCUUGGAUAAUUCAUUAAAAAUAAAUAAUGCAGCCCCUAAUCAGUUACUUGGUCUUCAGGUAGAUGCAUCAAAUAGAGAAAAAACUUUUGGCUGUUAAUGUAUAAUCAAAAUAAAAUCUUUAUAAUUUCAUAUAAAACAUUUGGUAAAACAUUUUGGUUGUCAUGUUUUAACCCUUUCAUUACUGCUGGUUUUGGGCAUCGCUUUUUGCUGACUCAGCAAUUAAAAAAACUUAUGGAUGAAACUUGCGGUAUUAUUUCAUUCUCUAUCAUAUCGGAUUCGCCUAUUAACGGCUCUAUAGAUUAACGAAUAAAGAAAUAUAUAGUAUUGAAAUAUGACGUCGAUGUAACGUCCGUGGUAUUUCUGAAAAGUUCUUUGCAUCUUUGUUUUGACGACAAUGUGACAUCUUUGGUAAUUGAAAGUGGCUGAUCUUGACGUUGCGUCGACAUCAUCGGUAAUGAAAAAGUUAAAUUACAAUGAACCACCUUCUUACCACUAUUUUCUAGGCUGUGUUUGAACAUUUGGGAGAACUGCUGACUAUCCUAAUCACUUUGGAUCAUAUCAUCGAGAUGCAUCCAUCACUCAAAGAUCACUGGACAUUAUACAAAAGGCAAGUUCAAUAUCACCAUUGAGAUUUUAUCUCCUACUUUGUUGAUAAGUCAUGCUUAACUAUGCUUUAAUGAAUUAAGCACAUGCAAAACAAUGAUUUGCUGCUAAAGUAAACCUUGCAGUGACAUGGCUAUUUUCAUAGAAAUCUAACCCGGGUAUGUAUGCUGUAUAAUGCAUGUGUGAGGAACAAAAAAAAUAUGUGAAAUUAAUGCAAAUCAGUUAAAAACCCUAUUUUAUGAGUCAUACAAAUAUUAUAGAAUGGUGAAAUCUGUGCACCAUGACCCCGGAAAGUUUGGCAUCCCACAAGACAAAGUCCGACCCUUUGAGAAGCUGUUGAUGAUGCUAGAAGGCAAGCUUUUGGAUGGAAUGAUAUUUCAGGUUGGCUACAUAGCUUUAGAUUUUGGCAACCAAAAACAAACAAAACAAUCCUCUCCAGCUUGUACUUGCAUUCAAUCUAAAAGUUCACUAAUAAACUCAUUAUUGUCAUUAAGGUAGUACUGGUGCAGUGGUUUUUUUUUGGGGUAUAUGAUGGCUGAUGUUUCGGCAAGAAAAAUACUUUAAAUGUUUUGUGUUUAAAUUGUUCUAAUUGUAAAAUAUAGUCUUGAUUAAAAUAUUAAUGUGCAUGCUGAAAAUAAACAUGAGUUUUCCAUUACCUUAGAUCAGUAAAAGAAUCUUAUCAUAUCUUAUUUAUUAAAUUAUUACGUAUUCAAUAUUUCAUAAUUAAACCUUUAUAUUCAAAUGAUGGUGAUGGGCAUCUAAAUGACCUAACAACAAGAACAUUUCGCUGGUCAUGCUUUCUAACGUUAACAUCCCUCCUAAAUGUAUAAGCCACAAUUUGUAAAUUAAAAUAAUGUGUUUAACAAAUUUCUGUCAACUUUUUUGUUUUUUUAUAUAUUAAUUAAGUUUGAUGAAUAGACUCAUAUGAUGAAUUUGGUACCCGGUAGCAAUUUUAAUAUAAUUAGUGAUUAUUUAUGAGUUAAAUAUGCUAGCUCUAGUAAUACAUAUUCCUGUAUAGAAAUGAACUUGAGUGAAUAAAUAUUGUCUUUUUUUUUUAAUAUUGUUAUUGAGUGAAUGUCUUAAAACAUUAUGAAUCACCAUUCAUUACAUUUGGAUGUAAGUUUGUAAAAAAAAGUUUGUGCUACCGGUAUGUGGAUAAAAGAGUUACACCAUAGUUUCAGAUUUAGGAUGUCUGACCAUUUUUUUAAAAAGGAUUCUGUUUAUAUCAUCAAGAAAGCUAAAAAUUUUCUGAAAUAAUUGUUCAAUUUAAUUGUUUGCCAAUUUCAAAUUUGGUGCUUUAGGCAAAAAUUAUUUAUGGUUUCCAACCCUGAUUCUCUGAAUUAUAAUUUUUUUUUUGAUUUGCAAUAUGCUUUUCUAGUACGGUAAUGGUAAUUUCAAACCCUUGACUCCCACAUUUCUGUCACUAACAAUGAAAUUAUAAUUUUUAUAAAUUUAUUUCAUUCAAUUGAUAAUUCUUUUCUGUGACCAGAAUUGUGUGGAACAGCUGUUUGAUGAUGAGAAAGUCAAUGUCUCAAAGAAUGGGACGUUUGCUGAAGAGUAUGCAAUAAAUAUUAGAGACUGGAUGAUGGAAUUGGAUGCAAGAAUUGGUCAGUAUAUGUUAUGGAAAGAGUCUCACAUCUGCCAUAUUGACUUGCAAAAGGUUAACCAUUACAGGCUUAUAGGUAUUAGAUUGGCUUUUAUGAAUUGUUGCUAGCCUUGAUAAAUGAGAAGCAGGAGCAUUUCAGGAAUUAAUGGUGUCUCUGAUGUCACCAUGCCACCUGUAUUACCUUCAGGGUCUUUGUAAGUGGGGGUUUAGGUUAUUUAUUUUAUGUUGAUUUGUGGAGAUCUUCUGGAGUCAGAUGGUUUAGGACAGUGCGUAACAGGGUUGCCCUGUCAUGUAUGAGACAUGACUCACCAUUCAUCAUUCUUUUGAACCAGAAGGAUCUAACCUACUAAUGAAAUAGGCCUGAGCAAGAUAUUUUGGGACUAUUCAAUUUUAUAGUGUCAACUGUUUUUAAUGUAACUGUGAAAAAAAUUAAAUUAUUAAAAUGUUGGUAAGAUAAUUAUGGUUUACUUUUGAAUCGUUUUAUUCCUUUAAAUUUGUCUAUGAAAUUAAAAAAAAAAAAAUAUUAUUAAUUGGAUGAUUCUGGAAGUCUAACACAGUUAUUAAAUUAUUAAAAAUGAUUCCAGUUAUGUCCCUUCAAUCUAAUCAGAAGCGUGGAGGUUAUGGGCCUUGUUCAAAAAAUAUUUUAACAGCCAAGUUAAUUCCCUUUUUUUUAAAAAAUCAAGCCCCCUAUUAAUCCAUAAAUUAGUAAAACAUUUAUACCUACUAGAAGUAAUAACUCCUGUUAGACUAAUUCACAAUGGUAAAUCCUAUUUUGUAUGAAAUAAUUAUUAAAAGACUUUCCAAAUCUAUUCAACUUUCAGGUGAAUCUAAUGAAACUGACCACAGAUACAAAUAUGUUGGAACUAUUGGACUUUUCAUUCUUCAUUUCCAAAUAUUCAGAGCAUUAGAUAAACGUGUUUUUAAAAUUGUUUGGGAUGUUUAUCGCAAGGUCUGUUUCAAUUAUCCUUAUGCUAAUCUUAAAACAUGUACUCUUCAUUUUACAUUUUUGUUUUCUACUUUUCAAAAUUUUUGUUUAUUUGAGAUUUUUCUGAAGGUUAUAAGAAUAAUUCUGUAAGUGAAAAUUUUAUUUACUAAUUCACCUCUAAAGGCUCCUUUAAUUUUUAGGGAAAUAAAUGUAUGCAUUAUUGAAAAUAUUUUUGUUAAAAAUAAGAACUUUUUAAUGUCACCUACCAUAUUUAGCCAUAGUUUUUACCUGCUCUAUGCAAACAUUGUUUUUUUAACAGAUCCCUUGUGUACAUCUGAUUGGUAACGUGGUGUUCUUCCCAAAUGAGUUCAUUCUGAUCCGCCUUCCCAAUGCCCAGCAGCUUCUUGAUCGCAAGUCCCAGCUUGCUGUAACGCAACAGAGUCAAAACUGGCUUACUUCCCGGAACCAGAUGCUUGCAAGGUGGGCAUAUUAAAUAGAUUUAGAAAGUUGAUCACAAAUGUUACAUAGCAUCUAUUCAUUAAAAAGGCAUUCAUUUGGAUUUUGUCAAGUUAGAAAGAUGCUCAAAUGUUGUACAAUAAAAAUCAUAUUUUAGAACUAUCAUUUCAAUUAACUACAAUUAUUUGUAUUUUUAAAAGGGUUUCUUAGGUUUUCCUUUCUAUUGAUGGCACUAUUUCUAAAUAAAAAUCAAUGAAAUAAAACAAUUAAUUAUUAGAUUUAAUAAAAGAUAAUUUAUAUUGGUUUAAUAAUAACUUAUAAUUAAGUUAUUAUCAAGUGAAGUAAAACAAAGUUUACUUGUUUCCUUUGAAUUACAACUAAUGUAACGUACCAUGUUACCAUUGCAGGGAUUUUUUUUAUAUAAUUUUCUUAUUUUUGUGAGCCUUUUUCUAACAUACUCUUUGAAAUACCUCAUAGAAAGAAUUAAGGCAUUAUGAAUCAUAUUAAACAUAAUUAUUCAUAUCAGAUUUCCUUGUACAGUUCUUAUGUUGAUGGCAAAGUUGACAAAAAUAUUAUUUUCUUCUUGUUUUUAUAUACAUACAUUUUUUUAAUGCCCACAAAACAAUCUUGCAUGGAAUUUUAGACAGAGGUAAUGUUCCUUGAAAUAUUAAUAUUUUUAGACUGAUAAUUCGGAUUAAUUUCUUUUGUAUUCAUUGCUUGUUUUUUGUAAACUUUACUUUAUUUCUCACCGAAGUAGAUAGAACUUAAAUGUACUUAACCUUUAUUAUUUAUUAUAUAUUUAUUAUUUUUAGCUUCUUUAUUGAAUCUCUUUGAAAUCUUGUUUGGAACUGUAUUUUAGUCCCAAAGUAAAGGCUUUUUUUUUGGUCUUUUUAGAAGCACCAAUUUGUAUGUAUCAUUAGUGGGUGGCUAUUCAAUAGUUAUUAAAAAAAGUUCUGUGGGUUUUUUAAACUUCAAUGACCCUCUUGUUCUUUUCAAAAACUAGUUUUAUAGUUUAUAGUUAAAAUUAAACUUCAUAUUAAAUAUAUAAUUAACACAAAAGAAAUUUCAUCUACCCCCAUGACAUAAAUUGUAUGAGUUUAAAUGAAAGCAAUCUUGUAUGUAUUAGUUAUAUUAGCUAUAUAAAUAUACGGUUAAAAUUUUAAAAAUCCUACUAUAGAUUGAUUUAGGAUCUAUUAAUAUGUUAAUAAUACCUAUUUCUUAUUAGCAACUUUAACCUCUUCGUUAUACUUUAUAACCACCUUAAAUACUGUAAAUUUUAGGGCUAUAAAUAAAAACUACUUUCACUCAGUAUUAUAAUCAGUGUUUCUCAACAUUUUUCAAUGUAGCUCCCAAAUUUUAUUGGUUUCUUCAGCACUUUAGGUCAUUGUAUAUUAUUAUCAAAAGCAAAAAUCUUUAACAAUGAUAAUGGUUUUAUUUUACAAAUGUAACAAUUGUCGUUAUCCAUAAUGAUUGGUUUCCUGCAUCAAAUUCUUUUACACAUGCAUUCAUUAUAAUCACACCCAACUGCAUGGUAGUCCCUUUUUCAUUAGCAAUGUAAACUUUAAUCUAGAGCAUAAAAAUCAGGGUGUACAAUGAACCAAACACAUGUACAGCACAAGUUGCUUCAAGAAGGAGAAUAAUGUACAACCUUCUCCCAUAUGCUCUCAAACAAACUGCCAAGUGAAUAGCAGUAAACAAAAGACAGACAUAAUCUCUAAAUCACAUCUAAAAUAAAAUCAUAUGCCUAAUGGCCCCAAAAGCAUUAUUAACUAAACUUACACACACACUCAGCACAAUAAAACACAAUAUUCGGUGCGCAACAAAUACCAGUGCUGACCUACUGACCAAAAUAUAAUUGACAAGGAAUAAGUGACCUUCCAUUGCAAAGUGAUUUGUGCUUCAUAUUGUCAUAAGAGACAUAGCUUAACCAUGACAUAGUUUUAUUGUGUAGUGGGACAUUUGCCAUCUUAUAAUCCUCAUUUUCCCCAUCAAGUAGUCGAGUUUGAAACCCUUCAUUUUAUGAGUUACUUGUAUCAGUCACUUUUUGAUGGUUUGGUUGGUUGUUAAAACUGCAACGGAAAUCUGCAGUAUCGUCAAAGCAAAUUUUUUGUUUUCAACUGUUGGAGGGGAAAAAAAGUAAGAAAAAAGGAGGGUGUCUGAAAAUGAAAUGGAUCCAACAUUUGGGGAUAUGGAAGAAAUUUGUAAUUUUUUAAUGUGACAUAGAUGGUUCCUAAAAGAAAUAGUAUAUUUCACAUCUUGAUUAAAAGAUAAUUAAUUUAGGAAUGCACUUUUUUAUUUCAUUAAUCUCUUAAUCUUAGCACACAAAUAUUGCUACUUGUAACUUUUUUUUGGGUGUAAUUGUGACAACAGUCAAUUAAAGCUUUAAAUAAUGGGAUAUACAGGCAGUCCCUGGUUUAAAAAAAGUCCAUUCUUGUUUCUCAGGAAGUCUAUGAUUCCAAAUAUGAGUGUUAAGACUUAGACUAUGGAUAAUUAACGACUAAAAUAAUUGGCACUUAGGACUUGACGUAGUAUAUAUUAUUCCAGUAUAAGAAUAAAACAUCAAAGAAAAUACAUUCUUUGAAAAGUGAAAUUGGUCAACCUUAUCUCUUACCCCCCCCCCCCCCCUUGAAGUAUUUUUUUUAGACUAAAACAUUUUAAAAUCAUACCAGUUGGUUUGUAACUUGGAUUGUUCUUAAGUCAAAUUUUCAUAACCUAGGGACUGCAUGUAGUUUGUUCAAUGUUUCUUCUUUAAUGCCUGACUAACUUGUGUAUCAGUAGCUUUCAUUUUAAUUUUAUUUUUUGACAUUGUAUUUUUAUUUUCUCAGUUCAUUAAAGACAUUUUUUUGGAGAUAUAGUUUUUAAAUUAUCAAAAGUUAUAAAUAAAUUGGACACCAUUAAUAUGUUCUUUAAAAAAAAAAAUUGUUUUUCUCAUCUGGUCUAAAAGUGAAAUAUUCAUGUCACUAAAUUGAUUUUCAUCACUUCAAUUUAACUAUGGAAUUCAACCUUUCUCAUUCAGAUUUUAUGUUGUAUGUGAAAUUCAUUCUUUUGCUGCAUCUUAAAAUAACUUUUAAGUGUUGUGAAAAAUCGAAUUAUGAAACUUUUAUUUGAUAAUUUUGUAGAUUUUGAACUAAAAAUUUUUAACUUGACAUUUUUUUUUGAAUAGUUUUUUUAGCCUUAAGGCCAAAUACAAAAUUAUGAAUUUUAUUUAUACAUUAAUGAAAUGAAAUUAUUUUUAUUAAAAAUGUUCUCUCUGUCACUCAGGGACAUACAAAUGUACAGUACAGCUGUGGCAGCUUGGAUGGUUCGUAUGGAAUCUUCACUUGAAAGGGGCAGCACUCUAAUGGAAGAUUUAAACAACCGAUGUGUGCUUUUCAUUCAGGUAUUGUUGAGGAGAAUCUUUGAAUGGUUUCGUUAGUGUUUGUCAUACCUCUUUGAGGUUUUGUUUAAAUGUUUAAAUUGAUCAAGAUAUAAAUAUAACUUAACUAGUGACAUUUGAUGGAAAAGCAACUUACUUUUAAGACACAUUAAUCUUUGGGAUCCUGUUAUGAAAGUCAAACAUGGAUACAAAACAACAAAAUGCACUGCUUCUUCACAAUUUUAAUAUUAACUUUUCAUUGUAAUAUUUUUAAAAUGAGAAAUAGGAAAUAAUUUGUUUGAAUUGUGUUUAACCAAAAAAAGAUACACCAAAAUAUAAACAUGGCCUAUAUUAAUCAUUACAUAAGCUGACCUACAAAUGAAACCUCAAUUGACCUAUAAACAUUGCCAAGAAAUUUAUUUAAUUAUAAGAAUUAUUAGUCUUUCAGGAUUCGGUCUGCUUGUACAGUAUUACACAAUAUUCCAAUUACAUUAGGGAGACAGAAUAGGAAAAUAAGAAAGUAAUAGAGUUGAAAAUGUGACUUUCAGGGACUGCUCCACGCCUAUAACAUCAGUCACCUGGUCAGGACAGUGAUGAACCUUCAAGUUUCUCUUAGCAAACCAAUGAGCAAAGCUGCUGUGCUCUCCUUGUGUCGACUAGUGGAGUUACUUAAAGUGAGUUCUUUCAAUUGGAGCAUAAGAUUGUGUUGGAAAAUAUUUUUUAGCAAUAAAAACAAAACCUGAAUUACUAUGUGGUUAAUUGAACCAAUUCAAAAUAUUCUUAAAUUUUAAGUAAUUUAUUUCAUUUUUUUGGGUCUUUGUUCAAGGCCAUUGAGUUCACAUUCCACCGACGGACAAUGCUGGUGUCUGAAUCAAUCAACCAUAUCAUACAACAUCUCAGCUUUAAGGCGUUGAACGCCAUUGGUACAGCCAAGGUAAUUAACAUGAUUUUCUUGUUCUCCCUUGUUUAUUCUCUGUAUCGUUUGAAAAGAUUUAGGAUAAUUUUCUUCUUACAACUCAUUAUCCGAAACUAAGCUAUAGUGUUACAUAGAUUAUUAAUUGUGAAGUGGAUGGCUGAUAUAGCACAUUAUGAUAGUUUUAUUGGUAUUCUCUCGUUUAGUGCAUUCUCCAGGAAAAUGCCUAUUUUAGACAUAUAAGUAAUUGUUUUAAAAUGACAUUCAGAUAAGUGGGGAAUGUUGUUAUUGCUUUUCUUGUUGUCUAGAAACGUAUCAUGUCAGACAAACGUUACAGUGAGAGGAGGUUGGAUGUGUUAUCUGCUCUUGUCCUGGCCGAGUCUGCCCUCAAUGGCCCAGGUCAGUGUUACCUUUGGUUAAGCUAUUAUCUUUGCGAGGUUGUAUUUGGUUGUUAUAGGUACUACAAUUUAAAGUAAAUAUGAUUGUUGAUUUUAUUUACAAAAAUGUCAUGCCUACAAAUAAUUGUUUAAUUUUUUUUAAAAGCACCAUAUUGUUUGGAGAUUGCUUUGUGCUAGGUUUUCAAUGUUUUUAUUGCAAACAAGUAACAUAAACGUAUAUAUAUAUAUACGUAAAUACAAGUUCUCAAUCAGGUGUUGACUUUCUGCUUGCGUCUGGAAUACGGAUCAUAAACACACACACUCCCUCCAGUCUCUCUGCGCAUGCGCACUGUUUCCUUGGCUGGCUAUCGGUACGGGCCAUUCCGCUAGUCCACCAUAACACUUUGAUUGUGUGUUAGGUUCCAAGUUUAAAUUUUUAAUAUUGUUUUUUUCCAUUAUCCAGGGCUCAAUCCUGUGUGAUGUUAAGUAUUUAAAUUGUUACAGUUAAAAUGCUUUUCAAUUUCUGUCUGUCAGGAACCAAAGAGAGGCGUCUCAUUGUUAAGUUAGCCAUGGCUGUGGGAACAAAAAUGGUUUGUAAACAAUUUGAUUUUUGAUGUGCUUUUACUUACAGUAAAAUAUGGGUUUUUCUAAUAGAGCUGCUUUACAGUAUGCCCUUUGGGUAAAGGAGAGGGUAGCAAUGGGAACAAAGAGCUUUGAUUAGCUCAGUCUGGCACCUUCUUGCUUUUGUAGAUGAGAUACAUAGGUUGGAAAAAAAAACAUAAAAAAAAUAUAUGGCCAUUUUUCAUUAUCAUGAACAAUCUGACACAAUUUUAAUAAUAAACGUGUUGAUUUUACAACUAAACUAAUUAACAAAUUUGAGCUAACUGUAAUGCAAAUAUGAAUAUAUAUAAGUUGGGGUUGUUAAGGUCUGUUUUUUGUAUGUGUGUGUAUUGAAAAAUCUGUUUCUUGUGUGUUUAUGUUGAGAUCUGUUUGUUUUGUGUGUGUUGAGAUCUGCUGUUGUGUUUGUUAAUAUUUAAUGUUGUUAAGUGUUUCUGAUGGAUUCAUGUCACUGGCAUUGGAAGACAAUAACAAAACAUAGUCCUCUUGAGGCUAACACAGUAGUCCUCUUGAGGCUAACACAGUAGUCCUCUUGAGGCUAACACAGUAGUCCUCUUGAGGCUAACACAGUAGUCUAACACAGUUGUCCUCUUGAGGCUAACACAGUAGUCCUCUUGAGGCUAACACAGUAGUCCUCUUGAGGCUAACACAGUAGUCCUUUUGAGGCUAACACAGCUCAUUACCAUCACAUCUCAAAUAUAAUCACUUGAAAGAAGCUGUCCUUGAAUACAGCCCAUUGACAUCACAUCACAAAUAUCAUCACUUUAACAAAGCUGUGCUUGAAUACAGCUCAUUGCUCUCAUUUCACAAAUAUCACUUGAAGGAAGCUGUGCUUGAAUACAGCUCAUAACUCUCAUAUCACAAAUAUGAUCACUUUUAGGAAGCUGUGGUUGAAUACAGCUCAUUACUCUCAUUUCACAAAUAUCACUUGAAGGAAGCUGUGCUUGAAUACAGCUCAUUACUCUCAUAUCACAAAUAUCACUUGAAGGAAGCUGUGCUUGAAUACAGCUCAUUACUCUCAUAUCACAAAUAUCACUUGAAGGAAGCUGUGCUUGAAUACAGCUCAUUACUCUCAUAUCACAAAUAUCACUUGAAGGAAGCUGUGCUUGAAUACAGCUCAUUACUCUCAUAUCACAAAUAUCACUUGAAGGAAGCUGUGCUUGAAUACAGCUCAUUACUCUCAUAUCACAAAUAUCACUUGAAGGAAGCUGUGCUUGAAUACAGCUCAUUACUCUCAUAUCACAAAUAUCACUUGAAGGAAGCUGUGCUUGAAUACAGCUCAUUACUCUCAUAUCACAAAUAUCACUUGAAGGAAGCUGUGCUUGAUAACAAACUUUAAGAUGAAAACAUGUGCAUAUCUGUUAUGUUUUCUUAAAGUUUUCUCUGGUUAUCUCUAUAAAACGAAUACUUUUUUAUAAAUAACUCGGCGCUUUCAUCCAACUUGUAAAUCCAAACUGAUGAUUCACAUUGCACAUCAUUCACAAUAAAAGGAACAGUACAUUCACACCAAAAGGAACAGUACAUUCACCACAAAAGGAACAAUACAUUCACAACAAAAGGAACAGUACAUUCAUCACACUCCCUGAUACUCUAAAUCAUUGAUGGGAUGUAGGUUCACCACACUCCCUGAUACUCUACUACAUUCAUGGGAUGUUAUCACCUUUACAGCUUUGGUUUUCUUUGCAUAGUAAGCAAAAAGGAAAAAAAAAAAUGUUUAUGUUUGGUACUUAGAUGUUAAGUUAGUGUAAUCAGACUUCUUUACUUGUCAUCAGACUUCUUUACUUGUCAUCAGACUUCUUGACUUGUCAUCAGACUUCUUUACUUGUCAUCAGACUUCUUUACUUGUCAUCAGACUUCUUGACUUGUCAUCAGACUUCUUUACUUGUCAUCAGACUUCUUUACUUGUCAUCAGUCUUCUUUACUUGUCAUCAGACUUCUUUAUUUGUCAUCAGACUUCUUUACUUAUCAUCACACUUAUUUGUUUGUCAUCAGACUUCUUGACUUGUCAGACUUCUUGACUUGUCAUCAGACCUCUUUAUUUGUCAUCAGACCUCUUUACUUGUCAUCAGACUUCCUCACUUGUCAUCAGACUUCUUUACUUGUCAUCAGACCUCUUUACUUGUCAUCAGACCUCUUUACUUGUCAUCAGACUUCUUUACUUGUCAUCAGACCUCUUUAUUUGUCAUCAGACUUCUUUACUUGUCAUCAGACUUCUUUACUUAUCAUCAGAUUUCUUUACUUGUCAUUAGACUUCUUUAUUUGUCAUUAAACUUCUUUACUUGUCAUUAAACUUCUUUACUUGUCAUUAAGCUUCUUUACUUGUCAUUAAACUUCUUUACUUGUCAUUAAAUUUCUUUACUUGUCAUUAAACUUCUUUACUUGUCAUUAAACUUCUUUACUUGUCAUUAGACUUCUUUACUUGUCAUUACACUUCUUUACUUGUCAUCAGACUUCUUUACUUGUCAUUAGACUUCUUUACUUGUCAUUAAACUUCUUUACUUGUCACCAGACUUCUUUACUUGUCAUUAAACUUCUUUACUUGUCAUUAGACUUCUUUACUUGUCAUCAGACUUCUUUACUUGUCAUUAAACUUCUUUACUUGUCAUUAAACUUCUUUACUUGUCAUUAGACUUCUUUACUUGUCAUCAGACUUCUUUACUUGUCAUUAAACUUCUUUACUUGUCAUCAGACUUCUUUACUUGUCAUCAGACUUUUUUACUUGUCAUUAAACUUCUUUACUUGUCAUCAGACUUCUUUAUUGUCUUAUAAUGAAUUUUUUAAAUAUCCAAUCCUGUCAUCAGAGAGCUUUCAAAGAAGAUGAACUUCAGAGCCUGGACGACACCUUGAAACGACUGGACAUUAUCAGUGAGCUCAGAGUGAAGUAAGUCUAGGAAUGCGUUUGAGUUAUUUGUUUCCUGGAGUAAGAAUUUGAUUUGAGGAGAACUGACCAAUGUGUAGUCUAUUCAUGGAUUUGAAAUGAAUGUUAUUUUAAUCUCCUUUCAGAGUAAGAGAGGCUUGUGACUGCAGCUUCAUCUACUGGCACAGAGUUAUCUUUCCCUUGUAUCUGGAUGACCUAUGUGAAACUGUGACAGACACUCACCGAGUGCAUGUAAGCACAACACAAUGACACAUAUGGUCGUUAUGUAUAAUACCUAGUAUAAGUGGAAAAGAUCCUAACAGCUUAUAAGAACAAAUAUCAGAUACCCUAUUAGAUAAUAAACUUUUAUUUUACUGAACGUAUGGCUUCCUAUUAAUAUUGUUGUGCUUAACAAGCUACUCCUUAAUAACUAUCAGAUGUCAGAAUAUGUAAAUGUUCUCUUUAAAUCAACUAUUUCCACUGUCCUGAACAGACAUACCAAGAUGGGUCAGGAAAAAAUACCCCCACCCCCCAUGUUUUUGAUAUGACAUUGGUCCAACUUGUCUGGUUUCAUGUGGAACUUCUCAUCCCUCCAGUACAUGUUUGCUGCCUUGCGUGACUGUGUCCCUCAGAUGGGGGUUGUCAAACACUUGGAGACCAGCCUGAAAUUAAAGGAAGCUUUUGACAGGGAGAUCACCAAGAAUGUUACAGAGGUGAGUACAUUCCCUUGUCACCCAGCAGUACAACACAUUUAUGUCAGUGAGGGAACAUGAGACACAAUGCAAUGAUUGAUCUUGAUUUCAGACCAGAGGACACCCUGGAUCAUAAAACAAGAUGUGACACAUUACGUAACAUAAUUUAUUUUCAGUGUAACUAAAGUACAUGUGGUCCAGUACCAUAUUUUCUUUUAGAAAUAUAAUAAAUGUGGAUUAGUGUUGUAGGUGAGAUAUGUGAAUAUAAUAAAUAUGGAUUAGUGUUGUGGGUGAGAUAUUGGAAUGUAAUAAAUGUGGAUUAGUGUUGUAGGUGAGAUAUUGGAAUGUAAUAAAUGUGGAUUAGUGUUGUAGGUGAGAUAUAGGAAUGUAACAAAUGUGGAUUAGUGUUGUAGGUGAGAUACUGAAACCAUUGUUUACAAUCAGAACUCUUUUUUUAUUUUCAACUCAAGGAAAAAAUUCAUGUUACUUGUUCAUCAUUGUUUUAUAACUUCUUAUUGCCUACUGUUUAAUCAUUGUUGUAUAACGUGUCAUUUCCUACUGGUUCAUCAUUAUUGUAUAACUUGUUAUUGCCUACUGGUUCAUCAUUGUUGUAUAAAUUGUCAUUGCCUACUGGUUCAUCAGUGUUGUAUAACUUAUUAUUGCCUACUGGUUAUCAUUGUUGUAUAACUUAUUUCCUACUGGUUAUCAUUGUUGUAUAACUUGUUGCCUACUGACAUUUUCAGCACUUGCUAGAACCCCUGUGUCGGUCCAUCGAGACAGAUCUCCGUCUUCACAUUCACCUCCAUCUGCAGCUUGAUGAUCGCAAUCCAUUCAAGGUCGGCCUGCGUGAUCUUUCACAUCUGCUCAAAGUCAAGCCCAUCAGGUUCUUUGACCGUACCAUUGACAUGAAAAGUAUGUUCAACAUUCUUAAAUCAUGGUCAACUUUAAGUGCCAAUAAUUAUGUGAAAAAAAAGAGAAAGUGUUUAACACACUCUCAAGCACUAGAAAUCAGUGUUUCUUUCAGACAUGUUCCUCCGGUGGGGCAGUUCAGAUUUUUGGGUGGGGGGGGCAAUGCCAGUGGCCUGAGGUGUAGCUAGGGGGAGGCAGAGAGGACAGAAUUCCAUGGGCACUAGACUAGCAGGGGCAACAAAAUGAGUUUUGAUAGUAUUUAGUUGAUGAAGAUAAUGGGUUUCAGAAAUGAAGCGGUUGGGGGAAGGGGGCGGGGGGGUGUGGUGAGAAUGAAUCUUGUCCCCUUGCGCCAAACACUCUAGCUACACCUCUGCCAGUGGCAUAGAAAGGGGUGCGGAUCAUUUUGUCCAGCUAGGUGUCAUUUUGUCUUUACAUGGAGGAAAUUCAUUCUCGAACAUCUCCAGAGUUUUUAUAAUGAAAGAGAGAGCGACAAAAAUCUUGGCCCUAAUACUAGCUACACCACUAGAUAGAGUAUCUAUCGGCACCAAAAGUGGCAAUAGUAUUUAUCAGGGAUUGGGGCAAAAAUGAGGGCACCGAUGGCUCUUGAGCAGAAAAGGGGGGAGGGGGUAUGGUUUUGAAUAUUUCAAAAUCAAAGAGGUGAAUUUCGGAGUAUACCUGAAAUCAGUGUCUCUAUUAGACUAUUUGAUCGGGGAAUUGAAUUUUUCAAGGGUACAGGUGAGGCACUAUUGCGUCCAAUACUAUACAUCAACUGGAUUUACUCCGGUUGUGUCACGCCCCAUGGUAAUCAACUGGCACAAGCCUAGAUUCACUCUCGUGCUGUCAUUUUGAUUUGCUUUGAAGGAACGAGGGAGCAGAAAUUUUGUGUGCUGAAAACUCUCAAGCAAAAUUGGGGACAGGGGUCACCACAGAAAAAUUUUGAUUAAUUCAAAAUGCCGUGGUGUAUUUUGGUGCACAUUCGAAGUUGGUGUUUCUUUCAAACAAUUUGGAAGGGGUCAUUUAGAAAUCCUGGUGGGAAGCACCAGAAUUAGUUUUAAUAAAGAUCAGGAACAUGACUAACUGUGCCCCAGCCCAACAUGACCUAGAUUCAUUCCAGUUGAUGCCCUGGAGGGUAGACUAGCUUAGUGCUGCCCCUUCAAUCUUUAAAGUUCGUAGAAAAUUUUUUAUAAAUUUAAAAUGCAAAAGUGGAUUUUAGCAGAUAUAUAAAUUGGUUUUGCAUCAUUCUACACUUAAUCUGAGAGACAUGGGAGAGAUGCUAGUUAAAAAUUUAGGUUUCAUUUUACAUCAGAGCCAUCGUAUGAGCCCAGCAACCCUUGUGGCUGCAAGGGGGCCUCCGAUAUUUUAGGGGCUUAAAGUUGUCCUUUGGACACUUUUUAAAUUAUCAAAUUUGAAUGUAAAGUGGUGAAAGGACAAAAUUGAAAAGUGGUAGGGGGUCUCGGAAAGUCAAGUGACUGCUCUGCUUGACCAAGUUAUGUAAAUACAAAUAUUUUUUUUGAAUAACUAAAUAACACUGUGGUUUUAUCUAAUAUUAAAACUAAUUUUGGGUACUUUACUUCAUUACAAAAUGAUUUAUUUUUACUUCCAAAAAAGAUUCCCAUCACAAAAAACACUGCCAGCAUUUUUAAAAUGUUGAAAGCAAUGAAAUAUAUAUAUAUAAAUAUAUAUAUAUAUAUAUAUAUAUAUAUAUAUAUAAUAUAUAUAUAUAUAUAUAUAUACAUAAUACAUACAUUUUUCAAAUGUCCAAGUUUUACAUUAGUCAAAAAGAAAAAAUAGUGUUUUGUAGAAAAGUCUAGAUCUAUAAAUUUUAAUGAUUUUCAAAUCUAGUUAUUUUUAUGAAUCGUUAUGAAAUGCAUUAUGUUAAAAGACAUGAGACGUUUUAGUAAAAAAACAUCAUAUAUUUAUUAAUGUAUGAAUGUAUCCGUAAUUGUACAAAAAUAAAGUAUACAUUUCUCAAUAUUCAGUUGAUUAAAAUGUUUAUUUAAAAUUUCAAACAACUAAAGCUUUCUUCAGAUAAAUUUUAAAUUGCCUUUUCGAUAUACUUAAACACAUUUUUUAACUCAUCCAUAGAAUUUAAUCUUAAAUUUACGAUUCGGAAAAAAUAUUUUUUUCUAAAAGUAGAACAUAAAAUGGAAUUGGCAUUAUAGUCGAAAUAGUAAUUAUUGACCUUCAUAUUAAUGAGAAGGUAGUUUAAUACACUGUUAUUAAAGUCUUUAAGUUUGUUAUGAUGCAAAAAAUAAAUUUUUAAAAAUAACGAUGAAUGCCAACAAUAGGAAGUAAGACUUUGGCUGAUAAUCAGGAACGGCCAAUUUUUGAAACAGUAAGAUAUUUAUAAUCGAAUAGUGUAAGCAUCUAACAAGAUUAGCCUUAAAUAGAUGAAACAUCAAAUAUAUUGAGCAUAGCAAUAUUUCAAUGGUUCCACCAAUUGUAAUUGCUUAAAUGCCCCAGUUAAUGAUCUUAAAUGCCCCAGUUAAUGAUCUUAAAGUUACUGAAUGUUUUAGUGGUGCACUGAAUCAAUGUUUGAAAUAAUUGAAUGUUUCAGUUACUGAAUGUUUUAGUGGUGCACUGAAUCAAUGUUUGAAAUAAUUGAAUGUUUCAGUUACCGAAGAAUUGCUCAGAGUUGAACCUCUAUUAUUUAUAGUUAGCAUUUUCCCUUUUUGUUGACAUUACUUUCCCAGGUCAUGUGGAACAUUAUCUAAACAAAACCUUCUACAAUCUAACGACGGUUGCUUUACAUGAUUGGAAGACCUAUGGAGAGAUGAAGAACAUGGCAGAGCAAAAGUAUGGCCUGACCCUGAUGGAGUCGCACCUUCCCAGUCAGACCUUAGAACAGGUGAGUGAGCUCGUAUUUUAAACAAAUUCUGAAAUGGGAGAAAUUAACAAUGGGAGGAAAUGAAAACAUUUAAAUUAUUUAUAUUUUGGCCCUUUUAAAAUUUUUUUUUACCAUAAUGUAAAUUUUAAAAAAUUCUGUGGUAGUUAAUAAUGGUUAAUGUCCUCCAUAAAAUUUAGAGAUAAUAUGAGUGGAUCUUUUUAAAAUAUUUCAGCCAACAGAAUGAAUUAUUUGUACAAAAACACGUAAAAAUCAUUCACAGACAUGAAGUGUAAAGAUAGAUUCUUAUGAAAAUAUUUGCUUGCUUCAUAUUGUCUAAAUACACAGUGCAUUCAAGCAUGUGUAAUGAUUCACAUAUGUUUUAAUUGUAGUAUUUCCUUUAUUCACUUUUAACCCCAGGGUUUGGAUGUUUUGGAGAUCAUGAGAAACAUUCAUGUUUUUGUGGCGAAAUUUCUCUACAACCUCAACAAUCAGGUAAAUCAAACAUUGGUAAUUGACAACCUCACCAAUCAGGUAAAUCAAACAUUGGUAACUGACAACCUCACCAAUCAGGUAAAUCAAACAUUGGUAACUGACAACCUCACCAAUCAGGUAAAUCAAACAUUGGUAACUGACAACCUCAACAAGCAGGUAAAUCAAACAUUGGUAACUGACAACCUCACCAAUCAGGUAAAUCAAACAUUGGUAACUGACAACCUCAGAAAUCAGGUAAAUCAAACAUUGGUAACUGACAACCUCACCAAUCAGGUAAAUCAAACAUUGGUAACUGACAACCUAAACAAUCAGGUAAAUCAAACAUUGGUAACUGACAACCUCAGCAAUCAGGUAAAUCAAACAUUGGUAACUGACAACCUCAUCAAGCAGGUAAAUCAAACAUUGGUAACUGACAACCUCACCAAUCAGGUAAAUCAAACAUUGGUAACUGACAACCUCAGCAAUCAGUUAAAUCAAACAUUGGUAACUGACAACCUCAGCAAUCAGUUAAAUCAAACAUUGGUAACUGACAACCUCAGCAAUCAGUUAAAUCAAACAUUGGUAACUGACAACCUCAGCAAUCAGUUAAAUCAAACAUUGGUAACUGACAACCUCAGCAAUCAGUUAAAUCAAACAUUGGUAACUGACAACCUCAGCAAUCAGUUAAAUCAAACAUUGGUAACUGACAACCUCAGCAAUCAGUUAAAUCAAACAUUGGUUACCCCAUUAAAUACAGAGCAUAGAAAAUCUCCUUUAAUUCAGAAAGGUAAAGUGAGCUCAUCAUUAGAGUUAUACUCAAAUAAAAACUGAUCUUGAUGCUAAAUUAAACUCUUUUACUUUUUAAAGAUCAAAUUCUAUAGACUAAUCAUUUUGAUAUAAGAUAUUUGAUGAAAAUGCCCCAAACUUUAUUUUACACAAAUUUUAAUUUUUUUUGUUUUGGACCUCAUUAAAACAAAAAUAAAUCUAGGCACAUGCAUCAAGAUAUAAAGUUUAAACUUGUGAAGACUGCCUCCCCUCCCCCUUUCAAAUAGAAUGUUGCCCUCAGUUUGGAAACAGCUGAUGUAAUCUAUGCAUAUUUUACAUGUUUUCAACUCAUGUGUUUUAGAUCUUUGUUGAGAGGACCAGCAACAACAAGCACUUGAACACCAUCAACAUCAGGCACAUCGCCAACUCUAUCAGGACUCAUGGCAUUGGUAUCAUGAAUACAACAGUAGGUCCCAUUUAUAGAGGAUGUUAUCAAAGUAGAUCUUUGAUAAAAAUCUGUAUAGGUCUAUGGAUCUGAAUGUUUUCUCUCUCAGAUCUAAUGAAAGCCACUUAUUUUUUUCUCCACAAGUUAGUGGAAGUCAGUUGUGUUUUCUUUAUCUGGUUAUAGACAGCAAGAACAGCUCAUUUUGUUAAAAUUAAUCAUUUUGCAUGUUACAAAGCUGGCACAGUACCACUUUUUUCUGCAGGCUAUUUAUGACCUGGUCAACUCUGGGCCACUUAUAGAAGUCUAUCAGUUUUUAUUCUUUGUAUCUGUCUGUCAACAUAUAUUUGGAUUGCAGAAUAUCUUCUGUUUGAAGUUAAGAUGGAAGCUCAAUACAGGUUUUUUGGUAGAUUAUAUUUUUCCCACUAGCCUUGAGAUCAGUAUGUCCUCUAACUGCUGUCUCAAAUCAAAAAGCAUUCCUUGCACAACCACACGUGGGAAUGUGCCUGUUACUUGCACAACCACGCGUGGGAAUAUGCCCAUUGCUUAUUGAGCAAAUUUUCACAGCAUGGACAUUAAGUUAAGCACUUAUUGAUUUAGCUGGGACAAAAAUUCCAAUAAUUUUUCAUUAAAUAUUUAAACAAGAAGCUGAAUCUUCUUUAUGCUAAGAGGUCGACAAGUGCUUAAAUACUUUUUUCUCCACAGAUUUUAAAUUCUUACUAUUUUGUUGAUUAUGAAUUUGUAAAUUUAAAAAAAGCAAUAUAAUAAUUUAACUUUAACUAGCUUUUCUGACCUACAGGCUGUUGAUUGCUGACCCCUGGUCUAUAGAAUUUGUUAACUAAGACACAUUUUUAUUGAUUUGUUUCAGGUGAACUUUACAUUCCAGUUCCUGAGGAAAAAAUUUUACAUCUUCUCUCAGUUCAUGUAUGAUGAGCACAUCAAGUCUCGGCUCAUCAAGGACUGGAAGUUUUUCAGGGAGAAUCACCUCGAGACAGAUCAGAAGGUGAGUUUAGAGUGAACUCCUUGACACAAUCCUUAUGUGAAAUUAUUUUAUUUUGACUCAUUUGAGUUCAUGUCAAAUUUGUUAAAAUGUUUAUGAAUUUAAUGAAUUUUUGUUAAAUGCUGGUAUUUAUAUUUUAUAAUUAAUGUAUUAUUACUUUUAAGUUUGUGACCAACUUGCAUUUACAGGCAACUUAAUGUUAUGUGGCACUAACAGGCAACUAAAUGUUAUGUGGCACUUACAGGCAACUUAAUAUUAUGUGGCUCUUACAGGCAACUUAAUGUUAUGUGGCACUUACAGGCAACUUAAUGUUAUGUGGCCCUUACAGGCAACUUAAUGCUAUGUGGCACUAACAGGCAACUUAAUGUUAUGUGAUUCUUUUUUGUUACAGUAUCCCUUUGACAGAGGAGAUAAAUUUAACAAAGGAAUCAGAAAACUGGGGCUUACACCAGACGGGGACAGUUACUUGGAUCAGUUUAGGACCCUGGUCACACAAAUUGGUAAAGCAUAAAGUCUUUAAAUAAGUCUGUAAUAAUAGUCUGUAUUGAUAGUGUGUAUUGUAUUGAUAGUCUGUAUUGAUGGUCUGUAUUUUAUUGAUAGUCUGUAUUUUAUUGAUGUCUGUAUUCUGCAUUGAUAGUCUGUAUUUUAUUGAUAGUCUGUAUUUAUAUCAAUAAAAGUCUUUGUGCUAGGAAAAGUUCUACAUAUUAGUAUGAGAAUUUUAUUACCCACAGUUGGUUUUAUAGUCCUCUAUUUUGAUAAUUGGUUUAUUCUUUCAUGUGUGUCAAGGUAAUGCAAUGGGCUACAUCCGAAUGAUUCGAUCAGGUGGUCUCCACUGCUGCAGCAAUGCCAUUCGCUUCAUUCCAGACCUGGAGGACAUUGUGGUUUUUGAAGACACCUGCAAGGAGGAAGGACUUUCACCUGAAACUCAGGCGGCUGCAAAGUAAGUUUGUAAUGGCUGACAGGUGCGGUAGUAAAGCUGUAUUGAUGCCCUUGAAGACCUGCAUUAAAAACAAUUCUGUCAUCCUCAGAAAUUUGGACAAUGUAAUCAACAAUUUGGCAAAGAACUUUGCUGAAGGCACUGAAUAUUUCAAGGCAAGUAUCUUCUAUUUAAUUUUUUUUCAAUUCAUUUCCUUUUGAAUUUUGGCAGAUAAUAAGUUAAAAUGAAAUUUCAGGAUUGAGGAGCUGCAUGGAACAAAGAAAUAAGCAUAUAGUCCAUCAUCUGACUUAAUCAAUACAGUCCUUUAGCUGACUUAAUCAAUACAUUAAUCAAUACAGUCCUUCAUCUGACUUAAUCAAUACAGACCUUUAUCUGACUAAAUCAAUACAGUCCUUUAUCUGACUAAAUCAAUACAGUCCUAUAUGAAGUCACUGAUUCACUAAAAUUGUUUUCUAGAAAUGUUCGUCCGUUCAAUGUAUCAAUGAAGUUGUUCAUAAGCUGUUCAUAUGUGUUCAUACUUAUUUUGAAAUAAGUUUAGUUUAGGGCAUAAGUAUCUAAUAAUAAUGAUAUGUUAAUAAGAAUGAUAUGUUAAUAAUAAUGAUGAAAUGUAGAUAAUGCAACAAAUUGUUUCGUUGCCCAGAUGUUGGUGGAUGUGUUUGCUCCUGAGUUUCGUAACCCUAAAAACAUGCACCUGAGAAACUUUUUUGUCAUCCUGCCACCACUGGUAAGUUAGUCGGCCAUUGUUGUCAUUGGUUGAAUCCUUUGCUUGACCCUUGCAGUAUCGUAGCGUCCAUUAAGAAAUUACCUCUAGUGCCAGGCAAAGGGAAAUAACUCUAUAAGUUACUGACUUAAAAAAUAAUUUAGUAAAAAUCAAUCUUUCAUCCAGUCAUAAAAAGAAAUUGCUGAUAAUUUUAGAGAAAUGAUGAAAUUUUAAUUAAAAAAAGGUCAACAUUAGGACCGGUUACACUGAAAAAUUCUUCAAUAUAAAUGGAACACAACUGGUUAGACCAAUCAGUUGAUUCAGAUCUGUCAACAUUGUCUUCAUCUUCUGACCCAUAUGUGACAUGAAAAUGUUAAACUAAUUCAAUAUCAAAAUCACUUCAUUAUCGACUUCUGCAUCUAUGUCUGCAUCAUAUUGGAAACCGUUGAUACUAAAAGCCGACUUACUCGCAGUUAGAAACGAUCUAGGAGGGCAUACGCCACUAAGCUUACAGCUACUGUCAAACAAAGUAAUAUUUUUAAAAAACAUCAAAAGUAGCUCAAAAUCAAGGUCACAGCCACCAAACUCCACCAAAGAAAAGGUUGACACUUCAUGUUAAUAAAUUGGCUCUUUUUAACUCCUUAUUAAGAAGAGUUACCUUCAUUAGGCUAAGUUGAAAAUGGUAUGUUAUUUACUACAGUUUACAGCAGGGUCAGGCUGUAAAGAGACUGAGGUGUAAGGGCCUGAAAGCUAUUACAGACUCAAAGGUUUCAUUGAACAAAAAUUAUUUUAAUGACCUUUGUAUAUCCAUAACUAGUUUAAUGAUCAGAUAAGUUACAUUACUGAAGAUGAACAUGUUUGAGGAUAAUGCUUUAACAAUGUAGAUGGUAACUUAAUAAUCUAACAAUAUAUUUCCACAGACCAUCAACUUUGUUGAACAUUCCAUCAGCUGUAAGGAGAAGAUGAACAGGAAAAACAAAGUUGGUGCUGCCUUCACUGAUGAUGGUUUUGCCAUGGGUUAGUCAAACCUGGGUCAAGAUUAGAAAUCAGAGACUAAUUUAAGAUCUAUUAGUUAUAGGGUUUGUUAAAACUCAUAUUUUAGUUUAAUUAUGCUCCCUACCAGAGGCCCAAAACAAUUUUUGUUACAGAUUUUUGUAAUUAUGGAAAAUAACUCCAACCCAAUAUGCUUACAUGAGUUAGUGGUCCUUAGUUAUGCAUCACCACUCUUGCAUGUUUAUUACAUUAUCUGUGAUGUAUAUACAAAUAUACACAUAUUCACUUGCUAUUACUUGUAGGAGUUGCUUACAUCCUGAAGUUGCUGGACCAGUAUUAUGAGUUUGAUUCACUCCACUGGUUCCAGUCAGUCAGAGACAAGUUUAAAAAAGACAAGGUGAGUCUGUUAUUGGCCCACCUUUUGAUCUAUUUCUCAAAUCUGACAAUUUUGUUUUUGUGAGUUAGUCUCAAGAUAUUCAUGAAACUAAAAGAAGAAUAAAAACUUAGAGAAAAGUGGACAUUGAUAUUAGAUUUAUUUGUUUAGUUGUCAGAAACAUUGGUCAUUUAUAAUAUUAAUAGAUAAAAGUUUGUUUGUUGCGUUAAGUUAAAAAAAAAUACAUUGUGUGGAUAAAUGUUUACAAAAUGUUUGGAAUUUUUGGUCUUGUUUGACUGUUUUCUCGUGUGUUAAAAUAAAGAGCAAACAUGCUGGAGAUAGUACUUAUUAAGCCAAUAAUUGAAUGAUGUUUGUGUUCAAGGAGCAAGUGUUGAAACAAACUGGCAACAGAUCAGAUGAAAAACUCCAACAAACAACUUCACUGACGGUGAAAAGGCUAGAGCAAUAUUUACAAGUAAAUCAGUUUUUUUCAUUAAUUUUAUGAAUAGUGUUGAACUGAUUUAGAGUAUAAAUUAAAUUAUUGUGUUAAACACACUCCUGCUUAACUGAUUAUCUACCUGAUUGAAAAACCGCUGUGGCCAAAUUAAAUCUAGGUCACAUUUUCUCAUUUUAGGUGUAUGCACAAAUUCAGCUGCAGUUUUCUUGAUUAUAAACAUAUUCUAAUAAGUUUCUAGGUAAUAUAAUUGUCUAUAAGAUAAACUUAAAACAUUGGUAAAGUUAAGUUUUUUAGGAAAUUAUUAAUUGUUAAAUUAGUAUUUACAACAGAAAAACUAUUAAAAAAUAUAUAAAUUGCCAAUUUACGUAUAAAUUUUAAAUUUCUAAAUCAUUUAAAGCCUUUUAUUUUGUGGUUCCCAAAUAGUAUAUCCAAUAAUAAGAAAAAUGCACCAAAGAACACAGAAAUUGAAUAAUAUUUACACUUCCAAUCACUUAUAUGCCUUUAGUAACCCUGCCACUUGUUGCCACUGUAAACAAGUAGUAACAUUUUGGAACUAGCUUGGAAAUUAAAUCAAAAUUAUUUAAUAGCUAGUUUUCUUAAAACAUUCUGCCGAUAGAAUGUGGCUUGAAUAUAAACAUCCUAUCGGUUAAUUAAAAUCUUCAAGCAAAACGGGAAUGGAAUAAUAUAAAUAUUGGACUUGAUUUACUACGAUACAAACCUUGGCGUUACCAGCGGCUCAUGGCCAUAACGGAAGAAACGCUGAGCCGCUCCCAGCGUCUCAUGGUAGUUAACCAGUUAACCUACUUUUUUUGUACACCUUUACUUCUGCUUAAGCAUAGGGGGUAAUUUCUUUAGAAAACAAGCAUAUUAAAAAAAAUACAAAAUACAAAAAUUGAAAUGUUUAUUUUUUAUAUUUAGCAUAAAUAUGAUUGAAAUUUAAUAAUCAAGAUAAAAAUUAGAUUAAAAAAAUUUCUAAUGAACUUCCAAUACUUGUAACUUAAAGAAAGAAGGUUAACACAUUCUUCAGAAAGAAGAGCAAAGUUUUCACAAGAAUAACAGUCAAUUUUAACCAUUAGGCUCGUAGACACCUUAACAAGCAUAAGGGGCAGUUGUUUAAAGUGCAUAUAGGAAAAUGGGUCGAGAUCUGGAAGUUUGUUCUACAAGAAUGGUUACACACAAACUCAAUAGGUCAAAUCUUAAGUUCAAAAUAGUCCAAAUAGUACCAGUAUUUCUGUAUUGAUGUCCAUUAAAAUUCUGGAUAAUAAUAAUAAUUUGCUUUGCAUACCUCAUUGAUUAUUCAAUAAUAAUUUUAAAUAAGGUAAAACAAAUAAUUCUGUAUCUUCGGUAUAGACACUUUGUUUCACUGAUUACUCCCCACGUACCACCUGAUCUGUUUAAUGAUCAUGCCCCACAUACCAUCUGAUUUGUUUAAUGAUUACUCCUCACAUACCAUCUGAUCUGUGCUUUCUAGGAAUAUGAGCUACUGUUCUACUCACUCAGCAGUGCCAGGAUCUUUUUCAGAGCUGACCUAACAGCAGAGGAGGAGAAGCAGGACACAGUCACCAAGGACAAAGGUAAUCUCUCUUGAAAUCUCACAGUCACCAAGGACAAAGGUAAUCUCUCUUGAAAUCUGACCAAUUUCACAAUUGUUAUUUGUUGACUAAAGUAAAUGUAAAUUGUUGGCUGAUGAGAAGAAGAAGACAGGAAACUUUCAAGCCACCAACAACUUGCUUUUUUAUUUUAAGGGGGUAAUAAGGGGAGAGAUUGUAAUCAGGUUGGCACAAUAUAACAUGAGUAAAACAAAGUAGGGUUAAACCUGAAAAAAUAAACGCAACAAAACAGCGAACGUGUCGGCAGAAAGCCUUCGUCAGCGAACAAAACAACAGAAAAAUAAAUUGAUCGUGGGCCCUUAAGAUAUAGAAGAAUAAAAAAAAAAAAAAAAAAAAAAAAGGAGAAAAAAAAAAAAAAAAAAAAAAAAAAAAAAACAAAAAAAAAAAAUAAUAGGGGGCCAUUAAAAAAAAAAAAAAAAAAAAAAAAAAAAAAAAAAAAAACGGUAUAAGAAUAAAAAUAAAAAAUAUUAAAUAUAGCACUUAGCUUAGAAGUAGAAUCCAUGGGCAGUAAAAGAAAUGUGACAAAAAUUAAGUGAGUGAGAGAUAAAAUAGGGAAGAGCGAAAGAAAAGAGGAUAAGAAAGUCCACUGCGAUAGGUUGGGAUGUGGAGGGGCGGAGCUCGGUUCAAGCUGUGAAAAGAGACAUGACAUUCAUUCCAUGUGGCGUCAUUCGUCCCAUUAUGGCACAUUCUGCUGACACAUUCGUUGUUUUGUUGGGUUCCUUUUUUCAGGUUUAACCCCACUUUCCUUUACUCAUUUUAUACUGUUUUAUUUUAGCUACUUUUCUCUUUGUUAGUUUAGAAAAAUAAAGAUUUGAUUAUACCCCAGCUCAUUUUACAAAUAUCAAAUUAGAUUUUGAUUAUACCCCAGCUCAUUUUACAAAUAUCAAAAUAGAUUUUGAUUAUACCCCAGCUCAUUUUACAAAUAUCAAAUUAGAUUUUGAUUAUACCCCAGCUCAUUUUACAAAUAUCAAAUUAGAUUUUGAUUAUACCCCAGCUCAUUUUACAAAUAUCAAAUUAGAUUUUGAUUAUACCCCAGCUCAUUUUACAAAUAUCAAAUUAGAUUUUGAUUAUACCCCAGCUCAUUUUACAAAUAUCAAAUUAGAUUUUGAUUAUACCCCAGCUCAUUUUACAAAUAUCAAAUUAGAUUUUGAUUAUACCCCAGCUCAUUUUACAAAUAUCAAAUUAGAUUUUGAUUAUACCCCAGCUCAUUUUACAAAUAUCAAAUUAGAUUUUGAUUAUACCCCAGCUCAUUUUACAAAUAUCAAAUUAGAUUUUGAUUAUACCCCAGCUCAUUUUACAAAUAUCAAAUUAGAUUUUGAUUAUACCCCAGCUCAUUUUACAAAUAUCAAAUUAGAUUUUGAUUAUACCCCAGCUCAUUUUACAAAUAUCAAAUUAGAUUUUGAUUAUACCNUUCCCCCCCCCCCCCCCGCUCCAUGAAAGAGAGACUUAUUUGAUUGUUGCUGUGAUUCUCAGUGCUACAUAGCAGUGUUACAUAGGGUCUCAAAGUUUAUAAAUAUGUUUACAGUUUUUGUUUCUAUUUGUGGAAUGAAAUUGAAAUCAUGAGACUUAUGUUUGAUACAAUUGCAUGUUGCCAUGUGUUCUUCAGCUUAUUUAAAAAACAGAAAGAACACUUAUCAACAUCAUACACCCAAUGAGUGUCAGACACUUUAAAUGUAAAAAAAAUAAAUUAACAAAGUUCUACUUACAAUUUAUAGUAGGUCCCAUGUUCUUACACAAAAGUCUAUUUUCAUAUUGUGUUUUUAAAGUUUUGUUAGAAAAAAGAAAAUUGUGAGGCUAUUUAAGCUACCAGAAUUCAUGUCAUCCGUCUGAAAGAAACACUAAGAGAUCAUAAACUUAUGUCACUAAGGAUCAUACACUUAUGUCACUAAGGGAUCAUACACUUAUGUCACUAAGAGAUCAUAAACUUAUGUCACUAAGGGAUCAUAAACUUAUGUCAUAAGGGAUCAUAAACUUAUGUCACUAAGGGAUUAUAAACUUAUGUCAUAAGGGAUCAUAAACUUAUGUCACUAAGGGAUCAUAAACUUAUGAAAUAAGGCUACAUUUCAGAAUAUGCAGUGCUGUCCCAUUUAAAUUCUUGACUUUCUUUAAUUAUAAAAUAUUUUAUGCGGCCAUUUCUGACAGGUCAUAGUCUUGUAGUGGGACAGGUCAUAGUCUUGUGGCUGGACAGGUCAUAGUAUUAUGGUGGGACAGGUUAUAGUCUUGUAGCUGUCAGGUCAUAGUCUUGUAGUAGGACAGUUAAUAGUCUUGUAGUGGGAAAGGUCAUAAUCUUGGAGUGGGGCAUGUCAUAGUCUUGUAGUGGGACAGGUCAUAGUCCUGUAGUAGGACAGGUUAUAGUUUUGUAGUGGGACAUAUCAUGGUCUUGUAAUGGGACAGGUCUUAGUUUUGUAGUGGGACAGGUCAUAGUCUUGUUGUCGGAUAUAUUAUAGUCUUUUAGUGGGGCCGGUCAUUGUCUUGUAGUAGACAAUUCAUAAUUUUGUAGUGGGACAGGUCAUAGUCCUGUGAGACAGGUCAUCAUUGUUUUGUAGUGUGACAGGUCAUAGUCUUGUAGUGGGAUAUAAUUGUCUUGAUAUUUUUUGCUUAUUUCCUGCCCCUUUCUUAAAAUCUGCAAACUUACCUCCCCAUGUCAUUGCGUUGACCAUUGUGUUUUAUAUAUAUACCUUUUUUCUGUUUGAUUGUUACCAUGCAGCUUCUUGAAGGUAUGUUUAAGCUUUCAACUUUUUUUCUCUAUGCAUGACACGUAAAUCCUUUAAAAAAAAUAUAAUAAAUAAUCAGUUAUAAAUAAUCAGUUUACUAUCAAUCUUUAUUUGUUUUCUUGCUUCAAGGGUAAAUGCUUUGCUUGUAAAAAAUGUAAUUUUUAAACUUUGUUUAAAUUAGCAGUUUGUCACAGUGCACAUUUGCAAGCUUAAUAUUGACGUUAAUUUUGUGAUUUUUAAAAUACAGUUUUUACCAUAAAGUUUAGCACACAAGUAGUAUUACAUGGAUCAUUUGAUGUAGACAAAAUAUUUACUUCUACAAAGAUUCCAUAUGUACAGAUACAAAACGGUAUGAGGUUAAACUGAUCAACAAAAUGGCUAUAUGAGGUUAAAAAUGCCAGUCAAUAAUACACCUAUAAUUAUUUAAAUUAAACUAAAUAAAUAAUGACCACAAUCUCUUUUAGAAUUUAAGAAUCGGUUUUCUAAAGGUAAAUAACAUUUUAAAAAAAGGAACUAUUAAAAAGCUAAAACUGAUGCAUUCUUUCUCUCUUAGUUACUUUAAAAAAAACAAUUUUCAUACACUUUAUGCUGGACACUACACUAAUCUUUCAAAUAGAGUUUGAACUUUUCACCAACAUGUUUGAAAAUUAUACACAUAAAUAUUUGAAUUGACUUUUGCUUUUUUGAAAACUUCUGCAUUUUGCAUGUUCAGGAAAAUGUUGACUUAUUUUUUAAAAAUUUAAAUAACUGCUUUCAUAACAGUUUAAAUAUGUACUAAAUAUGGUGUCACCCAUGAACAUUUAAGAUAAGAUGAAAUGUUGUUGAUGACAUACAAAACAACCUGCCCUGUACUAAGAUAUUGACCUUUUGAUACUUGGAAAACCUUUAAAAAAUGUUAAGUAUUGAUGUAAUCAAGGGCAGAAGCUAUAGUUAAGUAUUGAUGUCAUCAAGGGCAGAAGCUAUAGUUAGUAUUGAUGUCAUCAAGGGCAGAAGCUAUAGUUAAGUAUUGAUGUCAUCAAGGGCAGAAGCUAUAGUUAAGUAUUGAUGUCAUCAAUGGCAGAAGCUAUAGUUAAGUAUUAAUGUCAUCAAGGGCAGAAGCUAUAGUUAAGUAUUGAUGUCAUCAAGGGCAGAAGCUAUAGUUAAGUAUUGAUGUCAUCAAGGGCAGAAGCUAUAGUUAAGCAUUGAUGUCAUCAAGGGCAGAAGCUAUAGUUAAGUAUUGAUGUCAUCAAGGGCAGAAGCUAUAGUUAAGUAUUGAUGUCAUCAAUGGCAGAAGCUAUAGUUAAGUAUUAAUGUCAUCAAGGGCAGAAGCUAUAGUUAAGUAUUGAUGUCAUCAAGGGCAGAAGCUAUAGUUAAGUAUUAAUGUCAUCAAGGGCAGAAGCUAUAGUUAAGUAUUGAUGUCAUCAAGGGCAGAAGCUAUAGUUAAGUAUUAAUGUCAUCAAGGGCAGAAGCUAUAGUUCAGUAUUGAUGUCAUCAAGGGCAGAAGCUAUAGUUAGUAUUGAUGUCAUCAAGGGCAGAAGCUAUAGUUAGUAUUGAUGUCAUCAAGGGCAGAAGCUAUAGUUAAGUAUUGAUGUCAUCAAGGGCAGAAGCUAUAGUUAAGUAUUGAUGUCAUCAAGGGCAGAAGCUAUAGUUAAGUAUUGAUGUCAUCAAGGGCAGAAGCUUAAGUUUAAUAUUUGAGCCUAUUAGCUUGUAGUAUCAUUAUAUUUCAAUUUUCUAUUAUUGAAUAUUUAAUUUUUAAUUACUUUUUUUCCCAAACAAUUUUAUAUCUUAAUAGUGAAGAGCACAUAUUAGUAAAAUAACUUUGAGGAUCUAGGAUUAACUGUGAUUAAAUAUUUUCUAUAAUUUUUAUACUAAUUUUAAGAUAAGUUGAACUAAUAUGACUGCUAAAAAUGUCCAUUCUUUUUCUUUGCAUUGUAAUAAAAGUUUUGGCUGACAGAUAAUAUGCACUCUUCUUCUAAUGUAGCUUACAUAUAUAUUUUUCUUGUUUUUCUGUUCUAAAGAGCUUUGUUCAAAACUUAUCAAUUUUAUGAAAAUUCACACAGAUCAUUGUAUAAACAUGGCAUCUUCUGUACAUGUCAUCAGAAACAUAAAAUUCAAACGAAAAGUUACUGUUCAUUAAUUAUAGUGUUUUUACAUAAAAAAUGUGAUAAUUUGUAGCAAACAUUGGUUGUAAAAGGUUAAUGUAAGGCCCUUCGUAUUGUUUGUUGAUUAUAUUUUUUUACAUUCUAAAAUACAUUUAUUUUAGGUGCAGCACCAUCUCAGCCAUCAGCAGUUCCUCCUCCUCCUGGACCACCGCCACCACCAGGACCACCACCUCCACCAGGACCACCACCACCACCACCAUCUGGAGGUCCUCCACCCCCUCCACCACCCCCUCCACCACCUCCACCACCACCACUACCCCCUCCAAUGUGAGUUCUAAAGGUGGAAUCCUUAAACCAAGAUGUCCUUCACUUCCUAGGAGAAAAAAACAGGGUCAUGUUUAUCACUAGUGUUGUCUAUGGAUAUCACAAACAUUCUUGACAAAGAAAACUAACAUUAGAAAUUGAAACUCCUUUCAUUUACAGUUUUUUUUUUAAAUUUAGUUUUUUUACCUCUGCGUUUUACAUGUAGGCCCUAAUAAGUAUUUCUUUAAAAGGGCCUAUUCUCUAAAUGUUAUCAUUAAUAUGUAGGAGAUUAUUAGUUUGAUUAGAAAAUGAAAGAAAUGCAUUUAAUUAAAUUGUGGGAUCAAGCAAGAAACUUUGAUCUCUAGUAGCAGUAUUAUCAUCAGUCCUGGCAUGCAUAUGGAAGAAAUCUUACUUAGCUGUAAAGAACUUGAUUUAUCAUCCCUUUCCUGAUUUUACAAGUGGCAUUCUUCUGGUCACUUUUAUAGCAGACCUGUUUACUCUUACGAUUUUGGCGUACAAUGUACGAUUUUGAGGUGUAAACAUAUAUAGGCCUACUGUAUGCAUAUUUUUUUACUCUAAAUAUAAGGUAUUGAACGAUUUUGUGAUGAUAUUGAACGAUUUUAAGAGUUUGAGGGUAAACAGGUCUGUUAUAGCAACCUGUUCAGAGUAGGCCUAUAACAUCACACUAUUAAGGCUACAUGGUCUGGUGAACAAGUUUUCUUCAGGAGAAAGUCAUGUCAUUUUUGUUUUUCUUCUUCAUUUGGGUAGCAAGAGGUCAAAUAGUUUCAACACUAAUGCAGCUGUCUUGCUAUAGAAUGGACUAGGUAAAAGUUAUCUCAUAAAUAAACCAAGGAAAAAAUAAGUGGUGAGAACAAUGAAGCGAUUCAAUAAACAGAAAACUUGUUUGAUAAGAUUUACAAUUGGUUUCGAUGUAACCUUUCAUGUUGAAAACUCCAUGUGGGUCAAAAGUUGUUGAUUUUAUUUUGUUUCAGUUUUAUUUCUUUAACUACUUGAAAAAUAAUUUUUGUUAAUUUCAGAAAAAUAAAUAUUUUAUUUGUAAUAAAGCUAAUUAUUAAUUGAUUCAUAUAUAAAAUUAAAAAAUAAUAAAACCUAUGUUUCUCUUUUUGUUUGUUUUUAAAAUGCACCACUAAUUAUAUCAGAAAUAAAAAUGACAAAGUUGCAUCAAUAAAAAGAUUAAUUAUUGAAGUCGGUGUCCAACCAUGACGUUUCUUGUUUUGGUUAUUGGUAUAGAUCAAAUUGUGUUACUGUAAUGUUGUAUGUUAAUAGUUGAUAGCAAUCAUGUUGCUGAUAUUAAAGUCAACGUUUCUGCUUUAAGCUGUGUUACCACUUACUUGAUCUUCUCUUUGUUUGUUAGUGAUAUGAGGG
Messenger RNA from Lymnaea stagnalis (great pond snail), 34590 nucleotides. The record is from the annotation of a GenBank genome assembly. Lineage: Eukaryota; Metazoa; Mollusca; Gastropoda; Lymnaeidae.